Messenger RNA from Telopea speciosissima, 709 nucleotides. RefSeq names its product RING-H2 finger protein ATL74-like. The transcript has a single exon. Bases 9 to 608 code for a protein of 199 amino acids. Gene Ontology annotation, molecular function: transferase activity. Gene Ontology annotation, biological process: protein ubiquitination. The record is from RefSeq and is a predicted model, not a curated record. Lineage: Eukaryota; Viridiplantae; Streptophyta; Magnoliopsida; Proteales; Proteaceae.
AGGGUACGAUGUGGCCACCCUUCCUUCUCUUCUCACUUCAAAUCCCUGUCUCUCCCUCUCAUCUUCUCUUCUUUCCCUUCUCCCUCUCCCUGAUCUCCAUGGAUAAAUUCUUAUUACCUCCAACCCAAAGCCCCACUGCAAGCAUCUCUUCAUCAUCAGUAACACCAAAUAAUGGACCAUCUCUGGACUUCAAUGUCAUCGUCAUCCUUGCUGCCAUGUUAUGUGCUCUAGUCUGUGCCCUUGGCCUCAAUUCCAUGCUUCAGUGUGUAGUUAGAGGCACCCAUCGUGCACUAACCCAACCUGUGGUGUGGGUUGCCUCUCGCCGCUUUAAUUCAGGACUCAAGAAGAAGGACAUGGUAGCACUCCCUACUUCAACAUAUGCAACAACCUCCGGUGGUGGCUCGCCAACCUCUACUUCCAAUUGUGCCAUUUGCCUUGUGGACUUCUCCGACGGUGACCGGAUUCGAGUACUACCCAAGUGUAAUCACCGGUUCCAUGUUGCUUGCAUCGAUACUUGGCUUCUCUCUCACUCAUCUUGCCCUACUUGCAGGCAUCAACUUAAGUAUAACAACUCCGAAAAGCUGGUCGAGAUAGUGACAUCUACAUGAACUUGUAUUACCUUUUAUGCAGAGAUGAUUACGAGUAGUUUUGAGCCUUCUCCAAAGAUGUGAUUGUGGCUUACUUCUCUAGUAAUUGUUGUUUUAUGUCU